Molecule: messenger RNA, 249 nt
Organism: Cylicostephanus goldi
Lineage: Eukaryota; Metazoa; Nematoda; Chromadorea; Rhabditida; Strongylidae
Source: the annotation of a GenBank genome assembly
AUGAAAGGCCGCGAUCUCUGCCGUGAAAAUGGUGACUCGAAUCAGUGGCGUGCUGAGGACCAGCGAUUCAGCGAACAGUGUUGUUUCGAAUGGAAGCGGACCCGAGCCGGGAACCUCGUCGUCACAACCCAGCAGUCCACAGCACUCUACACAAGAGGUACACAUCGUACACACCGUACUCGUAUGCAACCCCCUAAUAGUACCAUAGUUGCUUUGCUUGAGCGCCUUGAUCUUGACAGGUCGGCAUGA